AUGCACUUAGAGGAUCUGUCUUCUCUGUCCAAGUUGGGCGUGUCUAUCGCCAUGAAAAUAACAGGAGUGUCUAUCCUGUCUGUUCUAUCCCUCUUUAUGGUCAUCAACCGACCGGAAUACCUUCCCUCAAUAUCUGAAGCCGCUGCCAAAGGGAUUCCACGGGUCGUGAACUCGAUCGGGGUUGGCUUGGGAGGCUUUCUCUUCUUUGUCUCGGGGGCUCUGUGGCUAAUUUACGGGUACAAGCAAACAGGGGGGUGGGCAGUGCAUGCGAAGAUACUCUUCACCUUUAUGGUUCACUCUGUCUCCUCGUUUUGCCUUAUAUCUCAGGCAGUCAUUCCGAUCAAGCUUCGAGAAGAGACAUGUAUUCAUAGAGUCUUCGCAGCCAUCUUCUUUCUGACAGCCUUUCUACUGUGUUACUUACUUGAAAGCAUUGAAAAGGCAAUUCAUGAGGUGUGCGCCUCGGUACGACUGCUGAGAUCUGCUCUCCUAUUCCUGGGUGUUUCAGCGAUGCUCUUCGGAGGCAAUCUGGCCACUGCCUGGGGCAACUUUAUGUCCCACAGUCCAAAAAUGGCCGAGCUUCGUAUACUAACAGGCUUCUCGUGCAUUCAGUACGUCAUCGUUUUUUCACUCCUCUUAUAUAUGUACACAUUUGGUCUCAGCUGA
Messenger RNA from Giardia duodenalis, 663 nucleotides. RefSeq lists its product as uncharacterized. NCBI's taxonomy places the organism in Eukaryota, Fornicata, Diplomonadida, Hexamitidae. The record is from RefSeq and is a predicted model, not a curated record. The coding region runs from base 1 to 663 and encodes 220 amino acids. The transcript has a single exon.